GCUGCCGUCUGCGUGGCGGAAGCAGACAGCGAGCCCCCAUGCGCAUGCGGAGAGCCCGGUCCUCUGGGACAGACGCUGACGCCUGUCGUUGGGGACGCCUUCCUCGGUGGGGGGUGGUUGUGAGCUUUGCAGGUUGCAAACUACGGCGCUUGGACGGGCGAGGAACCACUGUCCUCCUGUGCCACGCAAAGGGCUGAGGCCUGAGAACUUUGAGUGGGGCUUGGGGACAGGAAAGCGGAAGGGCCAGAGCCGGGUGACGUGGACGCUGGAGGCUAGGGUUGGAAACAGGCAGCUACAAUGAAGCUGAAUCAGAACACCAUGCUAGUGGGCAAGAAGGUGGUCCUGGUACCCUACACCUCCGAGCACGUGCCCAGGUACCACGAGUGGAUGAAGUCAGAGGAACUGCGGCAGCUGACAGCCUCAGAGCAGCUGACCCUGCAGCAGGAAUACGAGAUGCAGUGUAGCUGGUGUGAAGACGAAGACAAGUGCACCUUCAUUGUGCUGGACGCAGAGAAGUGGCAGGCCCAGCCUCGCCCCCCUGAAGAGAGCUGCAUGGUGGGAGAUGUGAACCUUUUCCUCACAGACCUAGAAGACCCCACCUUGGGGGAGAUCGAGGUCAUGAUUGCAGAGCCCAGCUACAGACGCCGGGGACUUGGCACUGAGGCUUCUCUCCUGAUCAUGUCCUACGGAGUUACGAAGCUAGGUCUGACCAAGUUUGAGGCCAAAAUCGGGCAAGAAAAUGAACCUAGCAUCCGGAUGUUCCAGAAACUUCACUUUCAGCAAGUGGCUGUGAGCAACAUCUUCCAGGAGGUGACACUCAGGCUGGCAGUGAGCGAGCCAGAGCGGAAGUGGAUUCUGGAGCAGACGAGCCACAUGGAAGAGAGACCCUACAGAGACCCUACAGGGCCAGGAAGGCCGAGCCCGUGACAGCCACCCUGAGCGAGCAGAGGAGUUGGAACUGCUCACUCCCAAGGCCAGACAGCUGCAUGGGAGACACAAGCGCAGUCUCCUCAGUCUGUGCCAGGCUCUCCUGAGCCUGCCACGGCCUUCCCUGGCUAGCAGUGGUGAAGAACACGCGCCAGCUCUGAACCACACACUGACCCUGACUGCACUGGAAGGGGUGGCUGGAGCUCAUCAAAGUCUGGGUGGAGGUGGGAACUGGAUGUGGAUGGAUGUGGAGAGCAAGCCUUUCCCUGGGGCCCUUGCUGAGUAAAGUGCUCGCUGGGCAGCUUCCCUUGUUUGUUCACCCACCCUCCCCUUGGGGAAGGGGAGGGCAGGGGCAGUCAGUUCUGCUGUCAGCAGACCAGACAGGUGAUGUGGUGAAGAAGUGGGUUGGUCCCUCUGCCCAGCAUCCUUGGGACCAGACAGGUCUGAGGGAAGAGUGACUUCUGAA
Messenger RNA from Mus pahari (shrew mouse), 1393 nucleotides. RefSeq names its product N-acetyltransferase 9 (putative) (gene Nat9). Gene Ontology annotation, molecular function: N-acetyltransferase activity. Gene Ontology annotation, biological process: protein acetylation. The transcript is spliced from 7 exons. Bases 298 to 927 code for a protein of 209 amino acids. The record is from RefSeq and is a predicted model, not a curated record. Lineage: Eukaryota; Metazoa; Chordata; Mammalia; Rodentia; Muridae.